AUGUUUAUUCUCUGGUUCAACCCAAAGGCACUUUCACGAAGUUGGGAUGCCAGUGAGGGCGAGAGAGCGCCGUUCCUUCGAAAUGAGCCGGUGCGGUUAACGCCCGCCUGGGAAGGGUCAAACCUGCCCAAUGAUACGCUUAAUUUGAAAGGGAUCGCGAUGGAUUUGGUACCGCCGAAGGACAAAUGGAAUUUAAUAUACCUCACAUUAAUUCUCCACGGGCUGGGGACUUUGACGGCUUGGAAUAUGUUAAUAACAGCGAAAGACUACUUCGUGAGUUACAAGUUGGCAAAUGCUCCUUUAUAUGCAGAGAACCUAAUGCCUUAUAUGGGCUGGGCGGCACAAGUACCGAACCUAAUAUUCAGCUGGAUUAAUAUUUUUGUCGAAAUUGGCGGUGACCUGACCACUCGUAUCGUUUGGUCGCUCUGUCUGGAAGUCGUAAUGCUGGUCGUGACAGUGAUAUUUGCGAUGGUUGACAGCUCAGAAUGGCCCGUCAUUUUCUUCUGGGUAACGAUGGUCACUGUCUUCUUAUUAUGCGGUUCCAAUGCGAUAUUUCAAAACUCCGUAUACGGUGUGUCAGCUCGCUUGCCUCCUCAAUACACCGGAGCAGUAGUUCUAGGAUCGAAUAUCGCUGGCACUCUCGUGGUUUUCCUGAACUGGGCGAGUGACGAGUUUACCCAGAGCCACCGAACGUCAGCCAUCUAUUACUUUAUAUGUGGGAUAUUCGUGCUCCUGAUCUGUUUCGACACCUACUUCGCCUUACCGCUUAAUAGAUUUUACCGCUACCACGUGACAUUGCAAGAGCGAACCUUACAAGUGAACCCAACUCUAGCGACCAACAAUCCUCCAGUGAAACAAAAGACCCCCUACGGACUGAUCUUUAGACAGGGCUUCAUACAAUUCUACAAUGUAUUCCUCACAUUCUUCGUCACUCUCACUGUAUUUCCCACAAUUCAUUCAGAUAUCAAACCCAUGUCUACGGACUUCUUUGGAAAUCAGUUCACUCGUAUCACGUGUUUCUUGACGUUCAACGCUAUGGCCAUGAUUGGGAGUAUCACGGCUAGUCUCUGGCGAUAUCCAACUCCUCGAUGGCUCUCAGUAUUUACAACACUGCGUAUCCUAUUCAUCCCACUGUUCCUACUAUGCAACUACCAGCCACUUGGCAAACAACGGACGUUACCCGUGUUAAUUAACAAUGAUUGGGUCUACUGGGUUAUGGCUAUCGUCAUGGGAUGGAGCUCUGGCCAUGGAAGUUCUCUUGGAAUGAUGUAUGUUGGCGGAACCGUAGCGCCCGAGCACGCAGCUACCGCGGGCAUGUUAGGUGCCGCAAUGCUCGUAACGGGCAUCGUCUCUGGAAUCACCUUCUCGUGCUUCAGCCCCUCCUUUGUGUCACUGGGCGCCUGGUCCAGCAUGUAG
Molecule: messenger RNA, 1416 nt
Organism: Pieris macdunnoughi
Lineage: Eukaryota; Metazoa; Arthropoda; Insecta; Lepidoptera; Pieridae
Source: the annotation of a GenBank genome assembly